Messenger RNA from Elgaria multicarinata webbii, 5092 nucleotides. It is a transcript of the gene CARF, whose product is annotated as calcium responsive transcription factor. The record is from RefSeq and is a predicted model, not a curated record. Lineage: Eukaryota; Metazoa; Chordata; Lepidosauria; Squamata; Anguidae. Gene Ontology annotation, molecular function: RNA polymerase II cis-regulatory region sequence-specific DNA binding; DNA-binding transcription factor activity, RNA polymerase II-specific. Gene Ontology annotation, biological process: regulation of transcription by RNA polymerase II. Bases 460 to 2619 code for a protein of 719 amino acids. Gene Ontology annotation, cellular component: nucleus. The transcript is spliced from 15 exons.
CAACUUCUCAGAACACUAAUAUUUUGUGGCAUAAAUAGCAAAGUACUACUCCGUACCAGGUGUUGGUUUCAGUAUUUGAUAUGCUGUGUUAUACAAAGGUGAGGAAUACACCACUGUAGAUACUUAGUAUUACUUGGUGCCAACUGAAUAGGUGCAAUGGGAGGCUAUGGGAUAUAUCUGUGAAAAGACAUAACGAUUGUGAGGAAGGAAUUGUACCUGUAUAAGUCAUAGCUGAAACACAUUUGCAACAUUCUGAAUUUCUAAAAUGAAAAGUGCCUGGCUUCCCCUCACCCCCAAAUUCUUGUCCCAAAUCCCAAGUAUCUUGAUAUAGAGAGGUGUACAGGGACUCAAGCAUCCCCCCCCCAAUUUCACAUUUGUGGGGUGGGGGCAGUGAGCCUUGCUGAUGAGACUUGUUCAGAAUUGCUAUUCACUACUUCAUAUGUCCCAGUCCACACUGUAAUGGAGGAAAAUGGAGUUGGUCAUGAUAAUAGCAUGCAGAGAGCCAGUGACUUCUUGGUCAACUCUAAUGCAGAAGAAGAGGAAACUGGUGACCAAGCAUUCCAGCAUCAAACAUGCAUGGACACGAGGGACCCAUCUUUUGGGCAGGAUGUGGUUCCAGCAGUCUUGCCCAUCCCAGUGCCGAUUACUGAAGAGGCUCAUCCAUCACUAAAUGCACAAAUGCAGCUAUCUCAGCCACUCUCUUUUUCGGCAGAAGAAUUUCAACUUGUGGACCAGAGUGGCCAUUCCCUUUAUGAAGUACAAUCCUCAGAAGGGUCCAGUACUCACAUGAUGAUUGUUGCCAGCCAGUCUGAAAAUGGUCAAGUGCUACACGUUAUUCCUUCUUCACAGCCAGGAAUGGCACAAGUGAUUUUUCCCCAAGGCCAGUGUCUGGAUGUCACCAGCUCUCAGGAUGCUUCAGAAGAGAAAAACUGUGAUGGGGAUUUGCAGACGGUGGCAGUGGCUGCUAUAGCAGACAGUAUAAACAGUUACACCCUUCAUCCUCAAGCAUCUCUCACAGUGUCCAAAAAGACCGCUGACAGGAUCUUGGAAGAUGCUUUUCCAGUUUGUCCUCAAUCAUUGUCCCCAAAUACGCCAGCAUGGGCUCACCGUCUCAGAAGCUGUGAGAAAAUUGGAGACUCGUACCGUGGCUAUUGUUCAAGCGAAACAGAAUUAGAGAGUAUCCUAACACAGCACAAACAGCAAACACGCAGUGUGUGGGGAACACGCCAGUCUCCAAGCCCAGCUAAACCUGCCACAAGGCUAAUGUGGAAAUCCCAAUAUGUCCCAUUUGAUGGGAUCCCUUUUGUCAAUGCUGGAAGUAGAGCCAUAGUGAUGGAGUGCCAAUAUGGGCCCCGAAGGAAGGGUUUUCAGCCUAGAAAAACUGGUGAGCAGGAGAGCAUUUCCUGCCAACUGUACAAAGCCACUUGUCCUGCAAGGAUCUACAUUAAGAAGGUUCAGAAGUUUCCUGAAUAUAGAGUCCCCACAGACCCCAAAAUUGAUAAGAAAAUCAUACGCACGGAGCAGGAAAAAGCUUUCAACAUGCUGAAGAAAAACCUGAUUGAUGCUGGAGGAGUUCUCAGGUGGUAUGUGCAGUUACCUACCCAGCAGGCUCACCAAUAUCAUGAAUUGGAGGAGAUCUGCCUUCCACCUUCACCUUUCUCCAUCCCAUCUCCUGAGGAAGAGGAUGAUGCAGUUAGAGAUGAGAACUGCACGUUACCUUCACGACUUCACCCACAAGUAGCAGAUAAGAUCCGAGAACUGGUGUCUCAAGGAAUAGAACAAGUCUAUGCAGUGAGGAAACAGUUACGAAAGUUUGUGGAACGAGAAUUGUUCAAACCUGAUGAAGUGCCAGAGAAGCACAACUUGUCAUUUUUUCCUACUGUAAAUGAUAUCAAGAACCACAUUCAUGAAGUUCAGAAGACCCAAAGAAAUGGGAAGAUAGUAUAUAACUCGGAAACUAUCCCCGCAAUGCUGCAGUGGACCACAGACAGUGGGAAUGUUCUUACUGAAACAGUGGCGGUUACAUUUGCAUCACCACCUACUGAGGGGAGCUCAUCAGAAAAAACAAUAAUCAAAGUGGAAUCGAAUCAGGCAAGGGAGAUAUUAUAUUCAAAGACGGCUCAGUUACUUUCUUCACUCCAGCCCAGAGUGUUUGCCCAGCUAAAGGGAUUACAGUUACAGUCAGCGCUCACUUCCACUGAUGGAGCGGCAGCUCUUAUAACCAUGGAUAGUCAGGCUCCACCCCACCCUGCAAGUCUACCACAUUCCAUAGGGAGGCAAAUAACAAGCCAGCCUGUACUUUGUCAAGAUCAAAACCUUCAAGCAAGUUUCAAUCAAACACAGAACAAUGCUCCUGCAUCAGUGCUUGGAGAGCAGCCUGUAUCAGAUCAAGGGGUAGUCACUGUGUGCCAGCUUAUAACUGUUGGAAGUAUCGAGGAUGCUGAAGCUAUCAAAGCUAGUCAGACUCUUUUGGGAGAUGCACAGUCCAUUCCUGCACAGACUGUAGACAACUAUCCAGCACUUAAGGACACUCUCUGCACAGGCCAUGUUAAUCAGGAAACCAAAGAACAAGAUAGAGAUGGACAAAUCCAGAGACUGCCCGGCACCACCCAUACUUGAGUCUAUGACGACUGUUGAGAACUUGGAAUGAGGAAAAGUCUGCCUGUAAGAGUAGAAUGUAAUGUUUGAUGCAGGCUCCACAAACCAUCUGCGAUAGACAGCUGGUUUUGACUUGCUGUUUUUGUGGUUCACUGCCAGCUCCGGGUGACUCGCUUUCCAUGUGAAGGCUGCUGGUGUUAUUAUUUUGCUCCUCUACACAGUGUUCUGGGUAGUACUCAAAUGGCUUCUUGUGGUCAGUAUUUCAGUAGGUCUUCCAAAACCAGUUCCUGGAUACAUUUUUAAAAUAACUUUUUGGGGCUAGACAAUAGCUGCCCCCACAGAUUUUCUUUUCUGAAGCCUUCAGCUUGUCCUGGUGACACCAAAUGCAGCAGAGCUUGCCCAGACAGCGGCAGCAAUGGCUUGUUAUGAGGAAUGUAUUAACUGAGACUGAGUCUUUCAUUUUCAGAAGGAAAAUGUGCAGGCUGAAAAAAAGGUAGGAGAAAAGAUGUUCCUUGGGAAAGGAAUGAAGUUUCCAGCAAAACUAUUAAACUGGAUGACACGUAGAAGUAAAUAUGGUGUUAGGGAAGAAGAAAAAAGCUUUCAUUUCAUUUCUACAUUCAACCUUCAGACUCAUUGAUGGUAUUUCUUUUCUCAUUUUGUGUUCCUUCUCCUGAAGGGAAGCAACCAGUAGAUCACAAUGGCUCAGAGCAGCCGUUACAUCUGGUGAAGAAUUGGUGGUGACUUUUUGCCUGCUCUCUCUUCAUUUUACUUUGUGCACUUUACCCUUUAUGUUCAGAGAAGCGCUAUAAGGACGAAAAGCUAACUGCCUGGGCAUGUUGAUACAAUUUAUCAUGUUGUGGAACAGAACGCUAAAAUCUGUAAUGUGUCUGACUUUACAGGAAACAUGUAGUAUUUCCAUCCAUGAUUGACUGGGAUAAAUUAUUGAGCCCCUUGGGAAUUUUUUACAGAGGCAGGUUUUAGGGAGUCAUAGUUCAGAUGUUAAGGCUCUCAACUGGAGAGAGACAAAGAAAGAUUUCUGCAAUGGUGGUGGUGGUUUUUUUAAUUUAGGAAAUAAUUAUCUGUAUACCAAGCAGAAUUGUGACGGCACUACUCGCACGUGCAGGUUUCAAAAAUCAUUAACAAUAAUGUAUAAUAACCAUGUAUUCACGAUAUGACAUGGUAUUUUGGUGCUCUGGAUGUGCACAGAGAUUUCUUCUAAGCAUAGACCUCCUUUCAUUUCAGGGGAAGAACCUAGUCUGCAAAUCAACUGUAAAAUUUAGGUGGGCGCUGGUCCAAAGGGGAUAGUCCCGUGUGCUUUCUCAGAACUCCCACUUCCAAAUAGAUUGCUGAAUCACAUUGCCUGUCUUUAGCACUGGCAAAGUAAGUGUUAAAAUGCUGUUUAUUCUGAGUGUUGUUGCUUUUGAGCGAGUCUCUCUCUGUGUGUACAAAUAUAGCUUAAAUUAGGGACAUGCCCCAGAAAUAUGCUCCAUUAAUUGCAAAUUGCUCCAUGUGGAUAACCUAAAUCUCCACUCUAUUAGAAUCUUGUCGUGCUUUUUUGACACUUGUCUGAUAAAUCCAAUCAGACUUUUGUCUUACAUGUUAUUUCUUUAGGAUUGGUUCACAAUAUCUGUCAGUUGAAAUCUUCUUCCUCUAUAAUUUCUGAAAUUAGUGUCUGAGCACAAAGCCUUUGUAGCAUUGACGAAAAUGAAAUUAAAUGUUUUCAUUGAUGACUUUGAAGUACCCUCCAUUCAGAAAGAGCUUGAUAUAAUUUGAAGUCAGCAGUGCAAUAGAGAGCGAGAGAGAGCAGUCUUAUACUUGACAGCCACAAGGACUCUGUACCUUUUAAUAUCUGCAGAAAAGAGUUGAGUUUCAAUAGGUGCAACCUUCCCAGUUGGGAGUAUUGCAGCAAUGGCGGGAUCAUGGCCCGAUGAAGCUUUCCUCCUGUGCAUGAGCUCUCUUAGUCUACCUGGAAACCCUAGAUACUGUUGACAAUCAGCAAUUACUUUCGGGGUCCUGUUACAAAUCCAGCAUUCCUUUCUCCAUUUCUCUUGUUACAUGGAAAUCUUGGUUCAGAAAGCAAAAGGCAAUCAACAAGUAAGGUAUUUCCAAAAUCCUUUUUGUUGACAGGGUGGGGGAGCCAAGUGGGUGUAUUUUAUGCCAUAUUUGUCACUACAGGUGCAUUGUAAAAAUAUUUUGGCAACUGCUCUUCCUUAUCAUUUGGGGAGGGAGAGAAAUAGUACAGCAUACAGCAGGAUCCCAUCAGAAAGAAUACUCCACAAUAAUAUUGAAUUUCUUUUCUGAUGUCUGGGAUUGUGUUCCAAACUGUAUCAUGAUUUAGUUCCCAUUGAAGUGUGUGCAGCUAAAAUACAAAGAACCUUUUUGGAAAUACCGGCAUCCCUGUUCGCCAUUGGCAGUGUCUAAUAAUUAAACCUGAAGGACCAAUACGAUUAACUGUUGAUCAUGUGAAAAUGAAAAUGUUUCAGCUUGUACUAAU